Messenger RNA from Schistosoma spindalis, 1106 nucleotides. Lineage: Eukaryota; Metazoa; Platyhelminthes; Trematoda; Strigeidida; Schistosomatidae. The record is from the annotation of a GenBank genome assembly.
AUGUUAAAUACAAUCAAUAGACUACUGUCUUUACAAUCUGGAUCAACAUUUCUAGCUAUUUCUCCUUUACGUGGUAAUAGUUUGUAUAAUUUUAUUAAUUUGGCUUAUCAAAUGGAGCAAACUUAUAGUUGGUCUGUCAAAUUAAUACCACCUUCAGACUACUUAUCAUCACAGUUUAUAAGUUAUUUAAUUGAUGAAUCAGAUCGUGUUCAAUUUGAUGACAGUGAAUUAGAUAAUAAAAUUGGUCAUUUGUACUUAUUUCUAGUUGUCGGUGGUUUUGCUUUGUUUGCGUCAGCUGUUUACAUUAGAUUUUACAAAUUAACUGUUACACGACCUAAUAAAUAUCUUUGUCCAACGUCUCAGUGUUCACCACUCAUUAAAAAUAUGUCAUGGGGUUCCAUCACAGUGGAAACAAUAUCUGAAGAUGGAACAAUCAAUCCAAACAAGUUAGUUACAUACCGAGAUACGAAACUUUGGCCAAAUGGUAGUCGUGCAUGGGAUUGGAACGAAUCUGGCACUGGUCAUUUUGCAGGAAUUCAGAAACAGGAUGUUGACGAACUACUCAGUUAUAAACCAAAUAUUAUAAUACUGAGUAAAGGAGUACUAUCUCAGUUGAAAGUGCCCCAAUCAUUAAUUGACUACAUAAAUCAAUCUGAUCCGCAUAUUAAACUUAACGAUUUUCCAAAAACCUCGUUUGUUUAUACUUUGGAGCACUGACUUUGAAAUUCAUCAGUCGGGAAGAAGGAAUAGCUUAUUAAUGCUAAAUAACUGAGAUGUCACCGAUACUAUAUAGAGAUAAGAUUCUGUUGCUUAUUAAUGGACAUUGGUGAGAAAAUAUCGUCGAAUUUACUAAAACAACUGGAUAGACAUUGAAAAAAGUAGCAUGAAAUACCUCAUGAUGGUACCUCAAUAUUUACUAUUCGUGUCAUUUUAAAUAAUCGGGUAUGUCCUACUAGUACAAAUCUUGUUUUAUCGAAAUAACCAUCUAUAAUUUCGUCGUAGAAAUCUUAGGCGCUUUCUAUCACACUUGUAAGUAUUUCGAUGUUAAAAAAUAACAUUUUCAUGUUAAAUAUGAUAAGCAUUCACAUUCUGCACAUCUAACGGAA